AAAAUGCUGAAGUCUGUGAAAUUAUUUAAUGUAUUUAUUUUUCUAAUUAUUCUAUGCGAGUCGAAAGCGAUAAUGUCUGACUGUAUUCACACGGUGGAUAUAGGUGUUUUAAAACGUGUGGAUGACUAUUUUAUGCACGGAAAACUCCAAGUUCCUGUCAAUGGAACGGAACAAUAUAGUUGCACAAAUCCGAGAGGUGCAAACGGUACAACAUCAUAUUUCUGUAAAGAGAGCAACUGCGUCCAAUAUUGUUGUUCCAAUAGGACAUUUGCGCCCACUGAUACGUCUUAUUCAUUUUUCGUAAUCGCAUUGAAUGGCAUCAAAAUUGUAACUGUCGAGGAUAAUAUCAAAGUUAGAGAUUAUUCCUGUGGAGAGCCUAAGAGUAAUUGGCAUACAUUGGCACAGAAUAAUACUCUAGAUAUAAAAUUACACCAAUGGAGCCAAACGGGACACUAUUUAACUAAAAAUAUAUAUAACUUUAAUCUGAUCUUAUGCCCGAAAUUGUUGCCAGGUGUGCGCGAACUUGGUGUGAUUUCAUGUGUAUGCUAUGUACUGACUAUUGCGGUUUAUCUGUACUUAAGAUUUCGGAAUUUACACACCAAGUGCUUUAUCUCUUGCAUGAUCUGCAUGCUUAUGAAAUGCCUCUUCUGGUUGUCGAACAUAAGCUGCUCUGUAGCAGGUUACAUUAGUUACUUCUUCUGGACGGCCUCGUUUCUUUGGUUCUUGGCCAUGAAUCAUGCUUUUAACAAAGUUUUCUGUGAAUUUAAUCAAAAGGCUCCCCGAUUUCGGUUCUAUUGUUUAUGUGUCUGGUUAGCUGCUGCCAUCUGCACCGUAGUUAUUUGUUUAGUUACUUAUUUCUUGGAGAACGACGCAACAUACAUGUUUCCGUAUUCCAUUGAAUUGAACGCUGUGAACUAUCCAUACACAGUUGUAUUCUACUAUGGAGUGAUGCUGAUUUUAAGCCCUUCCAACAUAUUCAUCAGUGUUCUGAUCGUAAAGACGUUUUUGAGAAAUGAAAGGAUCAAUUAUGAAGGCAGUCCAACGGUGAAGUUAGAGAGGGGCAUGUUUUGGCCGAGAAUAAUUACGAGCUUGGGAGUUACUUGGAAUCUGGAUUUGAUUCUCUGUAUAAUGCAGACCUAUAAUUUUUUUCCACAGCUUUUGUGGUUAGCCGACUAUAUUCAUGCGUCGUUUGGUAUAUUAAUUUUUUUGUUAUUCAUUGUUAAACGUAACACCAUUCAAUUGCUCAAGGAGUGAAACCCGAUUGAGCAAAUUCCGCCAACUCCGGAGGCCAAAGUAAUUGAAACAUCUUUCUAAGCAAAUGAAAAUUAUUUUGUAUUCAUUUAUAUUUUAAAUUAUAUUGGUGAAUCAAAUGCCUCA
Molecule: messenger RNA, 1377 nt
Organism: Drosophila sechellia
Lineage: Eukaryota; Metazoa; Arthropoda; Insecta; Diptera; Drosophilidae
Product: probable G-protein coupled receptor Mth-like 6
Exons: 6
Coding region: 4-1254 (416 amino acids)
Biological process (GO): G protein-coupled receptor signaling pathway
Cellular component (GO): plasma membrane
Molecular function (GO): G protein-coupled peptide receptor activity
Source: RefSeq, a predicted model, not a curated record